AUGACCGAAUCCACCACCUCCCCCCUCUCCGGCCUCUACACCCCCACCCAACUCGCCCGCCUCUAUUACGGCCCCGGCUCCGUGGCCAAACACCUCCUCUCCACCCUCCCCUCGCCCACCUCCAAAGCCUUCAUCAUCACCGGAAACUCCCUCGCCACAAAGACCCCCCUGGUCAAAGACGUCGAACAACUCCUCUCCCCCACCCACCACGCCGGCACCUUCUCCAACAUCCGCGAACACGCGCCCAUCGCCCAGCUCGACGAAGCCACCGAGCUAGUCGCCAAGGACUCAACCAUCGACACGGUGAUCAGCAUAGGCGGCGGCUCCCCCAUCGACUCGGCCAAAGCUAUCUCCCACCGCACGCACGCGCGCACGGGGAAGUGGCUGUUCCACAUCGCCAUCCCCACCACCCUCUCCGCGGGGGAGUGCACCUACGCGGCCGGCUACACCGAGUCCUCGGGGGUGAAAACCGGCGUCAGCGACGUGCACCUCGCGCCCUCGGUCGUCAUCUACGACGCGAGCUUCGCGCAGCACACGCCGCCUACCUUAUUCCUGUCGACAGGCCUGCGCGCGCUCGACCACGCGGUCGAGCUGCUCUACCACGAGACCAUCAGCGAAGUGCCCGGGCGGGUCAUGUGCCUGAACGCCGCCGCUGCUCUGUUCAAGGGCCUCCCGCUGUAUAAACACGACCCAGGGGACGUGGACACGAUCACGCGGCUGCAGCUCGCGGCGUUCGAGAGCCUAGGGUUCCGCGGCACGAACGUCAAGGGCGGCAUCGGGCUGAGCCAUUCGCUGGGAUACGCGCUGGGCAGCCCGUACGGGAUCCCGCACGGCAUCACCAGCUGCCUGACGCUGGGGCAUGUGGUGAAGCUGAAGGCGGGGGAUCCGGCGGCGGCGAGGGAGGUGGCGCGGGUGCUGCCGUUUGUUGGGGGCGUGGCGAGUGGGGAUGAGAGGAGGGAUGCGGAGGAGGUCGGGGAGAGAAUUUUGGACCUUGUGAGAGGGUUGGGGUUGAAAAAGACGCUGGGGGAGUAUGGGGUGGGCGAGGACCAGGUUGGGGUGAUUGUGAAGAGGGCGACGGGCGGGUUGGAGGAGGGGGAGGUGUUUGAUAGGGUUGCGCAAUUGGUGAGGGGGUUGUGGUGA
Mytilinidion resinicola is the source of this 1140-nucleotide messenger RNA. RefSeq names its product Dehydroquinate synthase-like protein. NCBI's taxonomy places the organism in Eukaryota, Fungi, Ascomycota, Dothideomycetes, Mytilinidiales, Mytilinidiaceae. Gene Ontology annotation, molecular function: alcohol dehydrogenase (NAD+) activity; metal ion binding. Gene Ontology annotation, cellular component: mitochondrion. The record is from RefSeq and is a predicted model, not a curated record. The transcript has a single exon. The coding region runs from base 1 to 1140 and encodes 379 amino acids.